This is a messenger RNA of Lentinula edodes (shiitake mushroom), 800 nucleotides long. RefSeq names its product ribosomal protein S5 domain 2-type protein. The record is from RefSeq and is a predicted model, not a curated record. Lineage: Eukaryota; Fungi; Basidiomycota; Agaricomycetes; Agaricales; Omphalotaceae. The transcript has a single exon. Gene Ontology annotation, cellular component: cytoplasm. Gene Ontology annotation, biological process: regulation of translational initiation. The coding region runs from base 31 to 555 and encodes 174 amino acids.
UAAAUUAUACACCGAAAUUGCCAGUAAGAGAUGGUCCCAAGUGUGCUUAGCUUUCCCUUCCUGAACGUGGUUUUUUUAGAUUCUAGCAGCUGGCCAUACCCCAUCUACGCUUCCGAACGGCUUCAUGAUCGAAAAUCAAUCUUCGUGGCACAUGCUUCAAGAUUACCUAGCGACAGUCUGUUUCCUUUGUUCCUGGAAGUCCUGACAGCUUCCCCGAAGCUUAAGAAAGCCACACACUGUAUGUACGCUUACCGUACUUCCGAGCCACAAUCUUCAACAUCCCAUUCAAAAUCGAAAUUGGUUACUGGACAACAUGAUGGAGGAGAGAGCGGCAGCGGGAACCACCUAGCUCGACUUCUCGACGUGACAGGUUGUGAAAACACUGUAGUCGUCUGUUCAAGAUGGUAUGGAGGUGUGCAGUUGGGGGGUGACAGGUGGAGGCGAAUUACCCAUGUAGCGAAAGAAGCGUUGGAUAAGGGAGGGUUUUGCGGGAUGAGACACGAGGCCGAUAGAGUCAGUGAACGCCCCAAGAAGAAAGGCCAGAAGAAGAAAUGAUACACUAGAGAUCGAGUGUAAUUCACUCCAGUGCCAGCGAUAUGCCUUGAAGCAGCGCUUCCCUCGUCAUCUCUUCGAGGAUCGAUCCAAACGGGUAUCUCAGACAAUCCUUUCGACCCAUUAUCUUUUUUUUCGAGUACCCCAUAUCUAUCCCGCUUGAAAACCAUGAAGGCACCAUCAUGGGGACGAACAACACUUUGUAAUGCGGAAGCAGAGCUCGAAGCACGUAGUUCUGCAUGUGAACU